Molecule: messenger RNA, 6722 nt
Organism: Suricata suricatta (meerkat)
Lineage: Eukaryota; Metazoa; Chordata; Mammalia; Carnivora; Herpestidae
Gene: CERS6
Product: ceramide synthase 6
Exons: 11
Coding region: 155-1333 (392 amino acids)
Biological process (GO): ceramide biosynthetic process
Cellular component (GO): membrane
Molecular function (GO): DNA binding; sphingosine N-acyltransferase activity
Source: RefSeq, a predicted model, not a curated record
CGGAGCUCGCCGCGAGCCUUCGAGAGCAGCGGUCGCGGAGGCGGCGGCGGCGGCGGCACAGGCUCGGGCCAGCCGCGCGCUCAUCCCCCGGCGCCCUGGGCGGCGGAAAGCUCGGCGGGCCGCGGGAGCCCACGGCAAGAGUGGACAAAGCAAGAUGGCAGGGAUCUUAGCCUGGUUCUGGAACGAGCGGUUUUGGCUCCCACACAAUGUCACCUGGGCGGACCUGAAGAACACGGAGGAGGCCACCUUCCCGCAGGCUGAGGACCUCUAUCUUGCCUUCCCCGUGGCCUUCUGCAUCUUCAUGGUGCGGCUCAUCUUCGAGAGGUUUGUAGCCAAACCGUGUGCCAUCGCCCUCAACAUUCAGGCCAAUGGACCACAGAUCGCCCAGCCCAAUGCCAUUCUGGAAAAGGUCUUCACUGCAAUUACUAAGCAUCCUGAUGAAAAGAGAUUGGAAGGCCUCUCCAAGCAGCUGGACUGGGAUGUUCGCAGCAUUCAGCGCUGGUUUCGACAGAGAUGCAACCAGGAGAAGCCAAGCACGCUGGCGAGGUUCUGUGAGAGCAUGUGGAAAUUUUCAUUUCACCUUUAUGUAUUUAUCUACGGAGUCCGGUUCCUGAAGAAGAGCCCUUGGUUGUGGAAUACAAGGCACUGUUGGUACAACUAUCCCUAUCAGCCACUUACAACUGACCUUCACUACUAUUAUAUCCUGGAGCUGUCAUAUUAUUGGUCUUUAAUGGUUUCCCAAUUCACUGAUAUCAAAAGAAAGGACUUUGGCAUCAUGCUCCUGCAUCACAUUGUAGCUAUUUUCUUGCUUUCCUUUUCGUAUGUCAACAAUAUGGCCCGAGUAGGGACCCUGAUCCUCUGUCUUCACGAUUCAUCUGAUUAUCUUCUAGAGGCUGCCAAAAUGGCAAAUUAUGCCAAGUUUCAGAAAAGUUGUGACCUUCUGUUUGUUAUGUUUGCCAUGGUUUUUAUCACUGCACGACUGGCCAUAUAUCCUUGCUGGGUGUUAAAUACCACAUUAUUUGAAAGCUGGGAGAUCGUUGGGCCUUACCCUUCCUGGUGGGUUUUUAACCUACUGCUGUUGCUAGUACAAGGCAUGAACUGCUUCUGGUCUUACAUGGUCAUAAAAAUCGCUCGCAAAGCUAUUUCAAAAGGCAAGGCUGGGAAGUGGAACCCUUUACAUGUGUCCAAGGAUGAUCGAAGUGAUAUUGAGUCUAGCUCAGAUGAAGAAGAUUCAGAACCUCCAGGAAAGAACCCCCACACUGCAACCACCACCAAUGGAACCAGUGGUACCAAUGGGUAUCUCCUGACUGGGUCUUGCUCCAUGGAUGAUUGAUUUCUCAAAACUACAAGUCCCGAACAAAGUGAACUGUUUGUUCCUGGAAGCGUUUAAUAAGUUGCAAACAUAGUUCCUUUCAUUAUAUCUCAGUACCAGAAACAAAAAUUAGGAAUAUCAAAGCAUUUUGAAUAGUGCACUGCCAUAUGUCCUGUCUGUGAAUGAAGAAGAAUUACCAUUCUCUAUACGUAGGCAUGCUGUAUGUAAUUGACACAAGGGAACAGUAUUUGCAUUUGUACUGUCUUAGAAUAUUAUUUGUAUUUUGUAUUUGUUCGUAAAUCUGUGGACAAAAGAGGGUUUCCUCACUCCUUUUACUUUCUGGGUUCAUGACAGUGAGGGAGAUACUCCAUCUGCUUCUACCCCUUUCUAUUGCUGUAACUCAGUUUGCUAGGAGCAUCAGCUUAAUUUGUCACUUAGAGCAAGCAAAGCCCAGUGCUAGAUUCUCGUGCCGCUCCAAGUAGGUUUGCUUCCUUUCUGUUACAGUGCCUGUUUUGAAAUUGCCUGUAUAGUCUCAGUGACCAUUUUCCCGUGUAAAGUUUAAUCAGGAUGAGUUAGGCUUUUUAAUUGUCACUGAUUGUGGUCAAUUAGCAGUUCAAAUUAAAGAGUAUGGUUUGGAAUAGACUAUUUCUUGUGCACAUGGCCAAGAUUUCUUUAGUGAGUAUGAGAGCUAGUUGGAGGUAAACUUUGUAGGUUACAGAGAUUUUUUUUUUUAAUUCCCUGUUAUGAGGUCAGUGCUUUGGCUCUGAAGGAAGACAUUUGCUUAAGGUCAUAGUUACAAACAAUGAAGUCACUCUUACUAUUGGGAAUUUGUCCCUUGACCUGACAAUAACAGAGAACAGCUGAUUUCAACCAGAUUUCAGCACUACCCCUAUAAUUACCACAGUCUUCUGUCAUGUCAUGAAAAAAAGAAGCUAAGCAUAUUUUGGGACAGCAAAGGAGACUUUGAACAGUUGGCAAAGGUCACCUCUAGUGCAAAGCACUUUGUUGCCACCAGCAUUCGAGGAAGUGCCCCAUCUAGUAUUUGAUCUUUUUUCUAUUUUUCUGAACAAAAUAAAGCCAAUGGGAGAAAGACGAUUUUCCUCUCUGUCUUUUCUCCUUAAACAUGAUCCACAGUGACUCUCCUGUUAUUAGAAACUGAGCAGGGUUGCACUUGAAGCCCUCUGGUUUGGUUCUUUGAAGAUCUGUUCAGUUUCCAAGAAUUUUUAUUCAAAUAGAGCUACUUCCAGAAAAAGCAUAAUAAAAAUUCUACUGGACUAUGGCGGUGUCAGCAGUGAGGAAGGUUGCUGAAAGUAGGUUGCCAUAGCCUCCUACCUGGCAGUGUUACUUAUGUAUACGUAAGAAAACUACACAUAAACCAAAGACUUUAUCUCUUUUCUUCUACUUCGAGGUAAAAAGGAAUUAAAAGUGUUUAUAAACACUUAUAAACAGAACAAAACAAAACAAGAGUCCAGGGCCGUGGUGCAAUAAUAUAAAUGUGAGUCAGGAAAUAGUAAAGGCAACAGCAGAAAUACUAGGAGGCUCAUGUCCUGCUUAUUUGAUUCUAAUUUUUGAAAAAGUUGAGAUAAAUCUUUGUGCCCACAAUUUGCAACCUGUGAGUUAAUAGUUAAAGUAAUACUCCCAAACAAAAACCUCACACUGUAAAAUUGUCUUUCCCCACCUAUAGAUGGAAUAGUAUGUUUCUGAUAAGGUCCACAGUAAUUAUUAAAGACCCUUCAGACAUAUGUCCGCUUGUUGAGAAAACAAUACAACUAAUUCUUCUUGUAAAGCCUUAUUGGUUUAUCCCACCAGAGAGGAAUAUGUCUAGGAAUGUAAGUUGUGGACGGUUUGAGACCAGUCAUGAGCCAUCAAUAGUAGUUUUUAGUCAUCUGAACAUCUGCUAAAAUGCAGAUACAUCAAAUGGAACGGCAAGCGUGUUAUAUAGCUGAAAAUUUUUGAGGUGAAAAGCUUCCUUUCCGAUCAACUAAAAUGUGGAAAAGAAGAGUGAAUUGUACCUUGCUUUAGUGUCUUGAGCUAGUCCUCUCAAUGGGGGAAAUAAACCAGAGAACCACAGUGUGUUCAGAUUUGGGCCAUCUGACACCCCACCACAGAAAAAUAAUGUGAAAACAUUGGCGUGUAAAUUAAUGGUUUAGAAGAGUUGCAUGAAAUGAAGUAAAUGGAGUCUGUCCUUAGCAAAGCAAAUCUAAGCAAGCUAUUGUUUUAACCAAAAGUCACUUAGAAGGAGGACUGAGAAUACUCAGGGCCUCAGUGACCAGUGACACUAACUUAACACAGUCCCCUAUAUACCUAUAGAUUUUUAUUUGAUUCUGCAUUUUAGGGCAAAGAUUUCUUUUUGAUUAAUCAAAGUGGUGUUUGUAGGCCUGUUAAGAUGAAAAAUAAUACACUUCUGUCUACUUCUCCCCCAUGGUAGCAUGAUAAGACUGAAAGAGAAAAAUAUGUGGAUAUCUUCUCUUCUUCUUGUGCCAGGCCAUAGCUUUGGAAGUGUAUUUUGUAAAUUCAGAGUGUUGUUUCCCAUUAAUUAACUUAGCCUUUGUUGAGAUCUCCUUCCUUCUGGUCAUAUUCAGACCUUCCUAGGGUACCAAGGGGUAUAUAGGAAGGAGUCUAGAAAAAGUAAUAUUUUAUUCUCUAAUGCUAUAGCUUUUCUAGGUCUCUUAGUGGGGAAAAAAGUAGAAAAUUGAGUAGAACUUGGCCUUGAGUCAAUAAAUGAUAUGAAAAUGUGUGAUCCAUGUAUGUACAUGUAUAUUUCUCCAAAAACAUGAUUAAAACCAAAAUAUCACAGACUCAUCCUUAUCCAUAUUUUUUUUCAUAAAAACUAUCCAUCAUGUACUAUAGGAACUUCCCACCACCCUCUCAACUUCCUGUUCAUACUACUCACCCAGCGGAGAGUGGCAGUAUCCCUUUGGCCUCUUGCCUCAGAGCUACGAUCAGAGGGCCUAAGGUCAGCAUAUAAGCCAAAUGUAGUUCACAUUUCCAAAUUCAGUCUGCAAAUGUUGACACUAGAGGAGUAACUGUCAGUAUUUUGGAUUAUUAAGCUGAAUGUUGGGGGCAAAAUGCAUGUAGUUGCUGCUUCACCCUAGGGAAGCAUCCUAGGAACAUCCAGCUCCUGCCAGGCUGCUAGGUGUCCUGAGGUACCAUCCCGUAAUGAGACAGGUGUCUGAAAAAAAUGAACUAGGAAGAAAGGUAGGCUCCCCAAAGCAAGCAAGCAGUUGGGUCAGAGAAAUAACUCUUCAAGGACAUAAAAUCAGACCUUGUUUAGCCAAACUGAUGGGUGAACCUCAAAAUGUCCAGUUCUGAUGCCAACUUUCCAUUCUGAGUAUUCGAUAGAGGUUGGAUUUGAACAAACUGAAUGCUUUCACCUUGGGAAAUCAAAGUGGAUCUCCCACUUUGUGGAUUCCAACCUCAUUGCUAUUUGGGCUGAAGUAAAAAAUGAGAUUUUAGUUCAAUUUCCCUGAGUCUUUGCAAAAGAGCUCUUCAGAGAGAACUUUAUAGACGCCCAUGAUUGUUCCCAUUCUGUUCAUGAUUUUGCAUCGAUAGUUAUUUAUUCCCUUUCUUAGAAAUGUUAAUGCCAAAGUUGCCUGAAUAUUUGAGUAUUUUUCCUUAAUUUGAAGUGUACAGAAUAAUUCCAGAGGUGUUAAAAAGAUUCUGUUUAUUUGUGUCUGUAAUGAUGUCAUUAUGUCCAGAGAGGCUUCAAGAAAUCCUUUGGAAAUGAAAGGUUAAAUGUUUACAUUUCAUGUGAUAUUUGAGGUCUUAAGAUACUAAUUAGCUUACUUCUUUUUCCUUUGUCUUUGGCUGAUUCCUCUUUGUAGAUAAAUAUUUGUAUUCCUGAAAUGUUUAUAACAUUCAAAUAAGAAAAAAACGAAUUACAUCAAAUCAGCCUGAUGAGAAAGUGAUGACAGGCACUUUCAGGUGUUCAGCAACUUGUAUGGAAAGAGAAAAGGCAGCUCCAUUUGUUGCAUCGCACUUGCUGCCUAGCAUGCUGUUCCUGAAAGGAAUACCCUUAAUAAUUAUAAACAGUUCUUGAAGUCAAGCCGAACGCAGCAGAUAGUAAUUAGUACUGGUUCUCUAUGGCCACCCGGUAGUUCUUUAUAGCAAUAGGCCAGCAAAGGACCAUGUGAUUUGCCUUUGUGUGUAUGGGCCCCUCCUCUCCCCUAGGGGGCGCUUAGUAGAUGCACCCUAGCCCUGUCCAUUUAUCCACUCUAUGCUGUUGUAACUUCUCUAAUACCUACUCAGAGGGAGCGUACCUAAUGCUGGUUUUCAUGUAGAAAACUUUAUUAGAGAAGAUAAAACAUCCUAAGUAGCAGUUUGUAAGAUCUGCAGACACCCAAAGGAGAACCUUAGUCUUUUCCUGGUAUUUCCAACUUAAGUUCAACCUGAAGCCUUUGAAAGGAAUGCCUUACCAAAUGGCCACAAGCUAAGACCCCAUCAGAUCAAAGAAAUAAAAGUCUCAGCAACCAGAUGGCAUAUCUUAUGGUGUCUCCACAAGACUAGACAUUCUCGAGACGGCCAGAAACUGAUGGGAGGAGACUGUUAGCCCAAGAUCUCUCUUGUUCAUCUCAUCCACCAACACUCCUUUCAGCCUCCUGGAACUCUUGAUAAAAGGGAGCCAAAAUAUUGUCACUUAUCAGCUAUCCAUUUUCCAGUAGCCUUUGGAUCAGUUGAUUAGAACACUCUUUCUCUGCCUGAUUCCAUUUUUCUUAAAAACUAUUGUGCCCAUGUAAGCCCGUUUUCCUGACACAGGUCCAUGAAAGCUUGGCUUCUUCUUUUGCUCUGUGUCACAUGGCCUGUCAGAGACAGCAGCUGUUGGUAUGGUUUCUGUGUUAAGUGAAAAAUUAGAUUUUAUAGAGAUAAUUUUUUUCUCUUGGAUCGACAGUAAUUUUUUAAAAACUGUCAUUGUAAAACUGCCCUUAAAAAAUUAGAGGCUUUUAAAGUUUAGCUGUGGCAAUUCUGGGACUCUAACUUAGAGAGUCAUUAAUUUAAAGACAGAAUACACCCUCCCAAGUGUGAUUUCCAAAAGUCUCAUAAAGCCUCCAAGCCUGUGAUUCUUCUCAGCUCUCCGUUUGCUCACAGAAUCCAUUACCUCCAUAACCAGUGUGUGUCAAGCAAGGGGGGAGAGGGUUCAUUUGGGGAUUUGUUUUUUAUUUGUAGUGACAAGUAGGAUAGGUGACAAUACCUUACUUGUUUUCUUAAGACAGUUCAGUGCUUGGGCAUCUUGUCAGAAGUGGAACAAUGUACUGUUAGCCGAUUAGAAUUAUUUUAUGUAUUGUUACGGUGUUUCGCUGAUUUUUAUAUGAAAAUAUAAUUAUUCAUUCCUGAUCUCUGGAAGCAAUCAUUAUUAUGAGGAUCAUUUUACUUUGGAAACACUUUCAUAAUAAAGAUAAGUAUUAAGAGUAAA